Messenger RNA from Hypomesus transpacificus, 2597 nucleotides. Its product is annotated as somatomedin-B and thrombospondin type-1 domain-containing protein. The coding region runs from base 224 to 1030 and encodes 268 amino acids. The record is from RefSeq and is a predicted model, not a curated record. The transcript has 5 exons. Lineage: Eukaryota; Metazoa; Chordata; Actinopteri; Osmeriformes; Osmeridae.
UCAGGCACUUCGACACGAAUGAACUCAUAUCAGCAAGGGACUAUCUGAGCGAUCCGGAUAAAACAAAUUGUUAUAUAGCCUAUAUACAUUUCUUGAUUGGUCGUUUUUUAAAGUGAAGUAAAAGAGUACAUUUUACUUUUUUUUGCAUGUGAGCGCAACAUUUACGCACUCUGGAAAUAAGUGUCGGAAGUGAGAUUGCCGAGACUUUGCACCAUUUAUUGCAAUGCAUCGGCAAAGGCUAACCCACGAACGGAUCUACACUUGUGUUUGUUUACUGGUUUUCCUCGUCACUACAACCGAGGCUGGGUGUCAGGAUGCGGGUAAGUGUUGCACUGGCCGAGAUCCGUCGUGCGUCAGUACAGGAUGGAGAGCUGACCGUUCUUAUGGCACCUGCUACUGCGACCAAGCUUGUGUGUCUACUCUGGACUGCUGUCAUGAUUAUGAGCUCGCCUGUCCAGCUGUGUCUUGUGUGGUGAGUGAGUGGACCACGUGGUCUGGCUGUGCAGUGCCAUGCAGAGCCACUGUACGCAUGCGUAGCAGGAAGGUCCUAGUAGAGCCACACAACAGAGGGGAACCCUGUCCGCAUCUGAAGGAACGUGCUGGCUGUGCAGAUUACGUGGACCACCAUCGACAGUGCCACAGUUCACUAGUCCCAGCUCUCAUCACCACUGGUGGCUAUGGCAACGCCAGGAAAAAAAGAGACAUUCCUGACAUUAGUGACAUCAUAGGUUAUUGUGUGCAGUUUGAGCUGAGCUCACUGACUGGAGGAUGUCAGCACAGUGUGGGUCCUCACACACGGUGGAUGCAGUAUCUAAGACAGGGCCACCGGGUGUGUGUGGAAUGUCAGCCUCCAGCUCUUGUUGCUGGACACAAACACUGCACUGGAGAUGGAGAGGUGGAGGAUGAGGGCAGGAGGCAGUCUCUCCAGUGGCAGAUGGUGGGGAACCCUCGGUGUCGCGGUGUGUGGCGUCGUGUCGGGAGGCUAGACUCCUGCUCCUGCCCAACGGUCCACAGCUUCCUCUUCAUUUAAUGCCAUCCACUCCCCCAGAUCUCCUCCAGUCUUAACCCACUCUCCACACAGAAGCCACAUCCUCAUCAGUGUGCUCCUGUGUACUGGACACAGUAAGGUGCUUUAUAGACUGUAGGGUUACAGAGUCAUCCCCCGUUUGUUUACAAAUUGAUUAUGACGUCGAAAAUAUUUGGAAUGUCAUGGCUGUAUUGGGUGUAAAAGCUGUUUUGUUUGUUUAAGUCCCUUCAAACCAAACAGUAGUGCAUACUGUAUGUCUGUCUCAUUGCUGUGGUUUCUAUUUGUCGCUGUAGUUUCUCCUCUGUCAGCCGGCAGCGCCUUCAAUAAUGCAUGUAAUUCAGUACAAUGAUCAAUAACCAAACCAUUAUGUAAUCCGAUUUAUUUCAUUUUUUGUCAUCCAAGGGGAAUGUUGCCUUUUUAAAAGAAAUAGAAAGAUCUUGGGACAUUGAGACACUUGUUACAUGACAGGUUCUGACGUUGUCAGUGCCAUGUCCAGUCACAGAUCCAAAGUUACAACAUGCAUCGAACAACAGAACAUUUAUACAGUAACAACAGCAUAGAAAGUCAACAGGUAAAAAUAUUACAAAACAAACAGCCUUGAGACCUACAAACAACAUCGUAGAAGAGUGGGGGACGUCUUUCAAAUCAUUUUUUUCAGUUCCCUAGAAAUUGUGUACUUUACAAAGACUGAUGGCAUCAGUAGUGUUGCGGUCAACUCCCUUCAAAAUAUACUGAACGUUUGCACGAGACUUACAUUUGAAUUGGAUGGGACCAAAGAUGUGAUGGAGAAUUGAAAUUGGAGUUUAUAGUUAUCCCGAUUUGUACCAACAACUGUACCAACAAUAAGAUUUUGGGGGUAACCAAUGCAUUCUAAUGAUCUGGAAUUCAGUAAUAACCAACAGGAUUUGACCAAUUUCAUAAUGUCUUCACAUUGUAUAUGUAUAUAAAACAAAUAAAAGUCACUGGAUUGUGCUUUCUUACUUAAUGAUGACUUCAUGACUCUUACAAAUCCUGACAUCGGAAACCCUCCUUUUUAAGAUGACAUGAAAGUUAAAGCUUUAUUAUUCUACAGGCCGUGUGGAUAAUGGGUGGCUCACUUAGUCAGAUUAGACAGCUAGUCAUACUAUACCGGCCUUCAACUAAUCAAAUGCAGUCGAAGAUUACUAGCAGCCAAAGUAAUGACAGAAGGAUACGUCCUAAUCUUUUGAAAAAGUAUGCAACAGUAUGGCAGUAAACUACCAUUUUAAACUACCUUUUUACAAAAUCAUUUCCAGCUUUUCUUAUCUUCCCUGAUGGCUUUCACAACUUCCCAGGUUUGUGUGUGUGCGUGCGUGCGUGCGUGCUUGCGUGCUUGCAUGUGCAUACAUGCAUGGUUUUCUUUCUAUGGUAUAAUAUUAUUCCAUCUUUAAGACUUCUAUUACUUUAUCAUGAUAAUGCUUUAUGACAGGCAUGAAGAAUUGAUUGUCAUCAUUUUACAGAAACAUUUACAAGGAAAACUGUCCCUGACAACUUUUACAUCUAGACCAAAAUUGAUUUAUGAGUAUAUGAAACAGAUGGGACUGAAUCCCAU